AAAUAAGAACAAAACUCCAGAGUGAGAGUAUUAGAGCAUCAGUUUAGGAGCCUCUUUAUUUACCCUUAGUUUAGUUUAGGUGUAGGCAUCAGCGAGCACUCUGAAAUCGGAUAACGCCAAAUUGGAUGGUGCGCAAAUGGCACAUGUUUUAGCUCAUGCGGUGUCAGUUGUAACCCGAGAUUGAGGGAAUAUAUGUCAAAAAGUAUGCUUUUCAGAGAGGACACUACCGCAAGGCUGUGCGUGGUGUCCAAGGCACUCACUACUGUUUGAGUUUGAUUUUUUUAUUUAUUUUACGCGUGCGCUUUUUUUCUUUUCUUUUUUUUGCAAUUUAAUUUUCCUGAAGUUCGCAAAUUGUAUUGCAGCGGAGAGAGCGAUAAAGGGGUUAAAGAGAGUAAAGCGGGGAAAGUGAAUCAGUAUGGAAGAAAAUGAUCACGGCAACAGAGACGUGGUGGAGCGGCAGGAGUCGGCGGAUGAAUCAAACAGAGCCAUCCUUCCCCUGUUGCAGGCGCCGGGGAACCUGCAGAUCCCUCAUCGGGUCACCAAUUUCUUCAUCGACAACAUCUUGCGGCCGGAUUUCGGCAAAAGAAAGGACGGGGGCGCAAACCGCGAAGAAGGCAGCCUCGCGUCGCGGGAGAGCCACAACAGCCCCGCCGCGCCCCAGACCGAGCCUGUUGGGAGCACGGUGCCGGCGGAGGGGACCUCCACUCCGCAUACAGUUACCGCCGCCAAGAAGCCUGCUAUAGCCGCCGACGAGCCCCUGAAACCCCGCGGGGAGAACGGAGACCAGUGCCUAAGCUCAGACUCAGACAGUUCCCAAGCCAGCUCAAACCCAGCCAGCAAGUCCCAGCCCAUGCUGUGGCCAGCCUGGGUCUACUGCACCCGAUACUCGGACAGGCCUUCUUCAGGGCCCAGAUCCCGCAAACCAAAGCAGAAAUCGACCAGCAAAGAGGACAAGCGACCACGGACGGCCUUCACCGCAGAGCAGCUGCAAAGACUAAAAUCGGAGUUCCAGACAAACCGGUAUCUGACCGAGCAGAGGCGGCAGAACCUGGCGCAGGAACUGGGCCUGAACGAGUCCCAGAUCAAGAUCUGGUUUCAGAACAAGAGGGCCAAAAUCAAGAAGGCCACCGGCCCGAAGAACGGCCUGGCCUUGCACCUGAUGGCACAGGGACUUUACAAUCACGCCACCGUCACGUCGAAAGACGAAAAAUCAGACAGCGAUUGAUGAAUUUCAGAGAAGUAACAGCAGCCUCCUGACGAAAAAGAACCUAUAGUAACCCUAUAUAGUUUUUUUUACAGAUAUCACAGCAAAACUCUACCUACAGGAAUAUUUAAUGACACACAGCAGAUUAAAAAAAUACCACAAAUUAUUAUUUCUAUCACUAUAAUAGAUUAUCCACUGCAGCUCUACAAUGGGUCCAGGACACCAUGAGAAAUAGUUUAAAAAUAUACUACAAAUACACAGUAAGCUCACUGGUCAUCGUAUCGUCCCCACAGGGAUAUCUAAUGAUCUCUAUAUGUUCCUAUAGGAGUAUUAUAGUGAUUUUUCGUUCUAUGGGAGGUUUAAUCAAGCCUACAAUGCAAUAAUUUCAUCGAAUAAAGGGCCAGUGUAUAGAGUAUACCAGCAUAAAUUGUUUAAAAAAAAAAAGAAGAGAUAUUUCUGCAAUAUCACGUCUAUAAAAGAUGUUGUAUAAAGGUAUGUUUUCAUUGUUUGUCGCCCCCCCACACCCCCCAGGAGGUACAAAUGCUUACACCCUUCAUCUUUUAUAUAUAUAGGCCUACUGCUAUAUCCAUGAUUGUCGUCAUUUUACAUUGAACUGGCACUUGACGUUUUUUUCGAUCUGUCAGUGAAAGUGAACAAACUUAAGUCCAAAGAAUAUUUUUCUGCUGCAUCCAGGCUACUGUGAAUUUUAAAUAAAUGCUAACACGAU
Paralichthys olivaceus (Japanese flounder) is the source of this 1931-nucleotide messenger RNA. RefSeq names its product engrailed homeobox 2a (gene en2a). The record is from RefSeq and is a predicted model, not a curated record. Gene Ontology annotation, cellular component: nucleus. Gene Ontology annotation, biological process: regulation of transcription by RNA polymerase II; neuron differentiation; multicellular organism development. Gene Ontology annotation, molecular function: RNA polymerase II cis-regulatory region sequence-specific DNA binding; DNA-binding transcription factor activity, RNA polymerase II-specific. NCBI's taxonomy places the organism in Eukaryota, Metazoa, Chordata, Actinopteri, Pleuronectiformes, Paralichthyidae.